This is a messenger RNA of Aureobasidium pullulans EXF-150, 904 nucleotides long. RefSeq lists its product as uncharacterized. The transcript has a single exon. Lineage: Eukaryota; Fungi; Ascomycota; Dothideomycetes; Dothideales; Saccotheciaceae. The coding region runs from base 366 to 638 and encodes 90 amino acids. The record is from RefSeq and is a predicted model, not a curated record.
CCAGGCAAGGGUUGUUUGAUUCUUGAUCUUCUAUCUUUUCGCGAUUCUCGACGGCUCUCCUCUAGCAAAGUGCACCCCAAUUCCCAUGGCAUUGACCAGAUGGGACUGCGCAAAAUCACUCUCUGGCGAGGUGAGAUGAUCUCAUAUACAACCAUAAACCUGCAUAAACGGUAAGAACAUGCUCAUACAAGUACGAAAUGUGAGGUGGCAUGAGACAGCAGCGUAAGAGGCAUGAAGCAACAGCGAUGCCGAGCUAGAUUUCAUCAAACAAGAACCUUCCAUUCUGCACACUUCGUCUCUAAAAACUCCCCACAGAGCUCUUUCCUCAACAUCAAGAGUAAUAAUUUCAUUCUAUAUCACACAAAAUGCCAUCAACAUCGUCACCAGCCUCCAUCUCCUCCGAGGACCUCUGGGAAACCGCCACGGUUGUCGAGGAAGGACAAGAAGACGAACACCUUCUUCAAAAGUACGGACACUUCUCAUCCGAGAGAACAGACAAGAAGACAGAUCACCGUGCUACACCAAGCAGUCUACGAACGGAUCACGUCAAGCGUCGCAGGAUCAUCAUCGGUGCUUGUCUGGGCAGCUUUAUCUUCAUGAUACUGUUUGGUUUUGGCGCCGGUAUGCUGGUUGCGUAAGGAUAGACUACAUGAGCGCCGAGAACAAGGUGUUUUAAUCGACGGAUGGGGGAGAUGGCAGUUUUCGCAGAGGCUUUGAUUGAUAAUUCAUGAUGCCGGCCAGGGUCGUGAGCGCAACAACCUCUCCGCGAAAGAAACAUGGUUUUUGUCGCCGCAUUCUGUAUUUUCUGGAUUUAGAAUAUGUUUUCUGCGCUACUCAUGAUACCGUUAUGCUCUCGUCGACCUUCCACGCUGUGAGAGCUUUGCGUUGUGGAUGAAGAGUGGUC